CUGACAUGAAUGGAGAUAUAUGGAAGAUAUAUUUUACUCUGAAAUAUAUCUUAAUGUUAUUCUAUUAUUUUGAAGUUAGCUCUGAGUUACAUCUUAUAUUUUUCCGAUUAUAUCGCCAGAACCUGAUAUAUUUUUUUCAUACCGGAAAUAGUUUUCAAUAAAACGGGAACAAGAGCAGCCGUUAAAAUCGUUCAAAACGAAACGUUUAUAGUGGACAUCGGCAAAGACUAUGUUACAGACUACUGGCCGCCUGUCCAAAGCGCUACAGCUCACCCUGGCGGUCAUCAAGCCUGAUGCUGUAGCUCAUCCUUUAAUGUCAGAGGCUCUUCAUCAGACAAUUCUGGAUAACAGCUUUGCAAUCGUCAGAUGCAAAGAUCUAGUGUGGAGAAAGCAGGAUUCAGAGAGGUUUUAUGCCGAGCAUUCAGAGCGAUUCUUCUAUCAAAGACUUGUGGAAUUUAUGUCAAGUGGCCCAAUGAGAGCUUACAUUUUAGCCCGAGAAGAUGCGAUACGUCACUGGAGGGACCUGAUGGGACCAACCAAAGUCUUCCAAGCCAGAUACACAUCCCCUACCUCCAUCAGGGCUCGCUUCGGCCUCACAGACACCAGGAACACAACUCAUGGCUCAGACUCUACAGAGUCGGCGCUGAGAGAAAUCCAUUUCUUCUUCCCAGAUUUCAACGUGGAGCAGUGGAUAGAGAAGGAAGAACCGUUCUUCAGAUCAGGACACAUUCGUUAUGACAAUGAAGAUCAGAUCCACAAACCUCUGUCACUAAGCUGACCCUAGAGCAGCCCAGCCCCAUUCUACAGUAUAACUAAAGCUUGACUGGUUUAUAUUACGGAAUGUGUACAGAUGCCGCAGAUGAGGAGUAAACCGGGUGUUUGAAAGGACUGAUUUGUUGUGAGGAAAACAGCCUGCUAGGCUUCUAUCACUUGUAAUUUUUAUCUUAGCCGGGACAUUGAGGUGUUAGAAAAAUCUAAAUCCAUUGCUCUUGACUAAAGCUGUGAGAUCUAUUGUAAAAUAUUACCUCCCAAUGGGUUUUACCUCAGUGGCCGCACUGAGGAUUAGAGUUUGACAUCAGAGAUGUGUAAAAGCCUCUUCUAAAAUACUAAACAGCUGGAUUUGUAGAGCUCAAUAAUAUAACCACCUACUUAUAAAUGUAUUAUUAUAUUUCUUUGAAGAGGAAAACUCUUCACCUGUAGCUUUCAUAAAGAAUUCUGCACUAACUCAGACAGUACAGCUGAAUCUGAUCAUUUGGGUUUUUUACAGACACUGCAGGCCCACCACUUCCCUCGGAUUUGCCAACUUUAAAUACAGCUAUUUGCACAGUUAUGUAUUCAAAUCAUGCAUCUGCAUGUCAUUCAUGGAGUCUACAGUUUUUGUAAAUUAGGGAGCACAUUCUACAUGUUGGUAUGGUAUUAAAGGCUUGAGGAAUUUGUAAUGCCGCAAACCAAAGGUUGCUGACAAAGACAAAAAAAAGGAUUCAGAGGAUUGUAACACAUCCUUCUGUGCAAGCGAGCAGAUAGCUGUACUUGUUUUAUUCUGAGCUGAAAAUUAAACCAGAUUAAAACCUGAACUGCAUCUUUAAAUAUCUCACCUUUUAAUGAUCAUGAAUAGAUAUUAGUUUGUGUGAAUUCUUAACUGUUAGGUACAUCCAUCAAUAUGUGGCGAGGGGGAGGCAGGUCCUGCAGGGACACAGAUAAGAUUGAAGAAUGUGCUCUUGUCAUGUAAGACUAGAAUUGUUUGGUGGAACAUAAACACCAAACAUCACCCCGGAGCAUCAUUGCAGAAUGCUGUGGGGAUUCAUUGUGUUUGCAGGGAUUAGGAAGCUCAGGGUUAAUAUGAAGAUGAAUGAUAGAUGGGCUGGAGGAAGAAAAGCGUUGGAGGCAGCAGAUAACUUGAGACUUAGGCGGGGUUUUGAUCUCCUGCAUAAGAAUAUCGCAAAACUGGAGAGACAAAAUGUCUCUGCCUUAGAUUGGCUCAGUCAAAGUUCAUUUCUACAAGAGCUGUACAAAAAAUGAUCACAACAAACCAUAAUUAAUUGAAACAUUUGUAAGAGAAACAUAUUUCAUUUAUACUUUAUUAAAAAGCAGAAGUCAUCAGAUAGAAAGAGAACAGUAUACAGAGUAGAGCAACACGAUGCAGUGAUCCACGUCUGUCAUUGUUUAAAAUUCAGCAACAUGAAGUAAAACAAGUCUUACCUAUUUUUU
Molecule: messenger RNA, 2208 nt
Organism: Cyprinodon tularosa
Lineage: Eukaryota; Metazoa; Chordata; Actinopteri; Cyprinodontiformes; Cyprinodontidae
Gene: nme6
Product: NME/NM23 nucleoside diphosphate kinase 6
Exons: 6
Coding region: 230-778 (182 amino acids)
Biological process (GO): CTP biosynthetic process; GTP biosynthetic process; UTP biosynthetic process
Molecular function (GO): nucleoside diphosphate kinase activity
Source: RefSeq, a predicted model, not a curated record